AUGUUAGAGCGGCAGGAUGUGUGAUUCUUGGUUUCUGUUUCUGUGUCUGCAGUCCCUCCAGUGCUGUCGGUGUUCCAGCAGUCCUUCAACGCUACAGCUGACUACCAGGAAUCGGUCACGUUUACGUGCAUCACUUCUGGAUCCCCUGAGCCACUGGUCACCUGGCACAGAAAGGGGCAGCAGCUGGAGCCGUCAGAAAAGUACAUUUUUAGCAAGCUGGAAGGCAGCCGCAGCAUGCUUACCAUCCGCAACAUCCGCCAGUCUGACGGAGGAACCUUCUCCUGCAAGGCCUCCAACAAGGCGGGCUCUCAGGAAAGAGAGCUCUUCCUCAAGGUGUUCGUCCAGCCCCAUAUCACCCAGCUAAAGAACGUGACAGCCGUGGAGGGCAGCGCUGCCAUGAUCUCCUGCGUCGCUGAGGGCGAGCCUCUGCCUGACAUCUCCUGGAGGAGAGCCAGCGACGGCCAGACCUUCGUGGACGGAGACAAGAGUCGAGAUGGACGGUUUGAAGUCCGUGGUCGUCAUGGGAAAUCUGUGCUGACAAUCAGCGGCGUAAAGCUCAGUGAUCUUGGACGAUUUGACUGCGAGGCACAAAGCAGGAUAGGAGGCCAUCAGAAGAGCAUGUUUCUCGACAUUGAGUAUAUCCCCAAAUUUCUGACCAACCACACUAUUUAUUACUCAUGGGAAGGGAACCCAGUGAACAUAAGCUGCGAAGUGAUGUCCAACCCACCCGCCACCUUGCUUUGGAGGAGGGAGCGUUUCACCAUAUCAGAGGAAACGCCUCACAUGCAUAUCUAUGGCACAGAGGGCAGGAAGUCUGUGCUGGAGGUGACUCCAAUGUCUGACAGAGACUUUGGCCGGUACAACUGCACCGCCCGAAACAACAUUGGAGUUCGGUACCAGGAGUUCAUUCUGGCGCAGGCAGAUGUUCCCUCGAAUCCAUACUCCGUCCGCCUGUCGGCUGUGUCCCAACGCUUGGCGACCGUCACCUUCAUGAAGCCGGACUCUCACGGUGGCGUUCCCAUCAGCUACUACCUGGUCCAGUACAGAGAGCUGGGCUCCAUGGACUGGAGGGAUGUGAAGUCGCACAGUGUGCAGACCACCGUGGUGCUGACUGGCUUGGAGCCCAACACGACGUAUGAAGUCCGAGUGGCGGCCGUGAAUGGGAAGGGUCAGGGGGAGUUCAGCCACACAGAGACCUUCCAGACCCUACCCAUCCGAGAACCGAGUCCACCUGCGGUCCACGGGCAGAGAGGUGUUGGGAAGGCCUACAGGCUGGGGCUGGUCAAGCAGGACGAUGGGGGGAUGCCCAUUGUGGAAUAUAUCGUCAAGUACAAAACAGACAAAGAGGAACAGUGGAUGACCAAACUGGUUCCAGGAGCAAAUGACUUUGCGAUGCUGCAGCCGCUGCAGUGGAACACGAGAUAUGAGGUGGAAAUCACAGCCCGCAAUGUGAAGGGCCUAUCGGAACCCACCUUCUAUCAGUUCUUCAUGCCACAGAAGCCUGACAUUACAGCAGAAUCCCUGUUCAGCGGCAUGGGGCUCGGAGCAGUGGUGGGCCUCGGCCUGGGAGCGCUUCUCCUCCUCCUGGUGCUGGUGGAUGUCAGCUGCUUCUUCCUGCGUCACUGCGGCCUGCUCAUGUGCAUCACGCGCACGCUCUGCAGCAAGAAAACGGCCACCAGCGGCAAGGGCAAAGAAAUGGAGGAGGGCAAGGCAGCUUACCUGAAGCUGCCGCUGAAGGAAGAAAAUGGCAAAGAGUCUCUCAAGCCGGAUACGAUUGAAAUCAAAGUGCACAGUGACAACAGCAUCCACAUAAAGCCAGACGACAGCAAAGCAUAAAAUGU
Cyprinodon variegatus (sheepshead minnow) is the source of this 1841-nucleotide messenger RNA. It is a transcript of the gene ncam2, whose product is annotated as neural cell adhesion molecule 2. The record is from RefSeq and is a predicted model, not a curated record. Gene Ontology annotation, molecular function: protein binding. The transcript is spliced from 12 exons. Lineage: Eukaryota; Metazoa; Chordata; Actinopteri; Cyprinodontiformes; Cyprinodontidae.